CCAAUGACUAAUUUAGGAAAAGAAAUAACUACCUCAAUGUAGUUCUCUUAAAAUACUUUUUUAGAUCAUGUUGAUAUAAACUUUCUAGCUUCAAAUACAAAGCAAUGUGUCCCAAAAAGUGAAUCUAGCAGCAAGAGAUCUCAACAAACAACUAGAGAGCAUACAGACAAAAAGUACAAAAUGUUAAACUUUUCUAGUAAAAAGGAUUAGCUAAGUAGAACCACCGAUUUCCUCUUAUAGAAAAGAUCUCGGCCGUCAAUUUUUCUGAACCCAACGUGUGAACAUAACAAAACAUUAAAAAAUAUAAAACCACAGUGUUCGAUCUGAAUCAUAUAGAGAGGGACCAGAGGAACCAAAAAAAAGAGUGAGAGUUUCAGUACCAAAAAAUCCUUAGACACAAAAAGAGAUGAGGUUUUCUUCAUCUAGACCCGUUUCGAGUCCGGGUCGAACCGAAAACCCGCCUCUACUCAUGCGGUUCUUGCGGACCAAAAGCAGAAGCAGAAGCCGUUCUCGUUCAAGAAGACCUAUCUUUUUCCGUCGGAAAAAUGCUUCUGCUGCGGCGGAGACACAAGAACCAACUUCACCUAAAGUCACUUGCAUGGGUCAAGUAAGGAUAAACCGAUCAAAGAAACCCAAACCCGAAACUGCUCGAGUCUCCGGAGGUGCAACAGAAAGGCGACGCCAGAGCCGUCGGUGCGGGUGGGUCAAGAACGCUUUUCCCUGUCAUUCUUUCACCGGAAUAAUCAAACCUACUUGCUUUAGCCCUGUGUGGCGUAAAUGGAAAUCAUUUUCUCAUGCUAGUUUCUCGAAAAAAUCAGAGAAGAGAUCAAGUUCGUCUAGAAGUGAACCUAUCUUUGGCCGCUCCACGGUGGAGCCAGAGGAACCAGAAGAGACUCGAAAAGAAGAAAACCAAGAAGAAGAAGCAAGUUCAUGUAAAUCAUUCACAGCUACACCACCGAGAAACGCUUUUUUACUAACUCGAUGUAGAUCUGCACCAUAUAGAUCUCCUUCAUCAGCUAAUAGCUUAUUUGAAGAUCAAGAAGAGACAAAUAAAGCUCCUUUCCAACGACACGCUUCGUCGGAAAAUGUAUCAGUUUCGGAAGAACCGAAGACAAGCGUUACAGAAACAACAGAGAGAUUAGAGGAUUCAAGAAGAGAAUCAGCAGCGAGUGAAGAACCAAAACGAAGCGUUUUGGGAUCACCACGACAGUGUCUGAUCCUCACGCGCUGUAACUCGGAGCCAGCGAGACUCGUUCCCGAGAUGGGUUAUCGACAGAACCCAAGGUUGGGAUUUACGUGAUGCGUUUACAUUUUUUUUCUCUUUCUUUUGUAUUUUUUCGAGAAAUUUACAUUGAAACGAUUACUAUAUUCUUUGCUGGAUUUACUUGGGGAAGUUUCGCUGAAAUUUAGAGCUUUAAAAGCUUUCUUUAUCGUAGAGAAUCUUGUGGUUCCCUGACCAUGUAAUAUUUUUCAAUUGUCCUAUCUAUGACAAUGUAACUAAACAAACAAUUUCGUUCGUACACUUAUACACUAAACAAAAAA
Messenger RNA from Arabidopsis thaliana (thale cress), 1542 nucleotides. Its product is annotated as protamine P1 family protein. Bases 407 to 1300 code for a protein of 297 amino acids. The record is from RefSeq and is marked reviewed. The transcript has a single exon. NCBI's taxonomy places the organism in Eukaryota, Viridiplantae, Streptophyta, Magnoliopsida, Brassicales, Brassicaceae.